AAAACUGAUUGGGAAGUAGCCAUAAAGAGUAUUAACAAAAAGAACUUGUCAAAGUCACAAAUCCUACUUGGAAAAGAAAUAAAAAUCUUAAAGGAACUUCAGCAUGAGAACAUUGUAGCUCUCUAUGAUGUCCAGGAAAUGCCCAAUUCUGUCUUUUUGGUAAUGGAGUAUUGCAAUGGUGGGGAUUUGGCAGAUUACUUACAAGCUAAAGGAACUCUUAGUGAAGAUACCAUCCGAGUGUUCCUCCAGCAGAUUGCAGCAGCUAUGCGUAUUCUGCACAGUAAAGGAAUCAUUCAUAGGGAUCUUAAACCACAGAAUAUUUUGUUGUCUUACGCCAGUCGUAGGAAGUCAAGUGUCAGUGGCAUACGUAUCAAAAUAGCUGACUUUGGUUUUGCUCGUUACCUGCAUAGCAACAUGAUGGCUGCAACUCUGUGUGGUUCCCCUAUGUAUAUGGCCCCUGAAGUGAUUAUGUCUCAACACUAUGAUGCUAAAGCAGACCUGUGGAGCAUAGGAACUGUGAUUUAUCAGUGUCUUGUUGGAAAACCACCUUUUCAGGCCAAUAGUCCUCAAGAUUUGAGAAUGUUUUAUGAAAAGAACAGGAAUUUGAUUCCUAGUAUUCCUAGGGAAACAUCAGCUUAUCUGGCUGACCUGCUGCUGGGUUUGCUUCAGAGAAACCAAAAAGAUAGAAUGGACUUUGAAGCAUUUUUCAACCACCCUUUCCUGGAUCAGAUUUCAACAGUCAAAAAGUCUUGUCCUGUACCAGUGCCCACGUAUGCAGGCUCAGUCUCUGGCAGUUCCUGUGGUAGCUCUCCUUCAUGCCGUUUUGCUUCUCCUCCAUCUCUGCCAGACAUGCAGCAUAUUCAAGAAGAAAAUUUGUCUUCCCCUCCACUGGGUCCUCCUAACUAUCUUCAAGUCUCUAAAGACUCUGCCAGUACCAGUAGCAAGAACUCCUCUUGUGACACAGACGACUUUGUUCUUGUCCCACACAAUAUCUCUUCGGACCACUCAUAUGAUACGCCAUUGGGAGCAGCUGGCAGGCGGGCUUCAAGCGAGUUCUUGAUGUGUGGAGGGCAGUCGCCUUUAACUAUUUCUGGAAGCUCAGGAACUGUACAGAAACCAUCCUCAGCCUCUUCUCGAAGUACUGCUUCUGGUACAGCUAACAGGCAUUGUCAGCCUUCAGUAUCCCCCCGCAGCGAAACGGCACCUAUCCCGGUUCCCACUCAGCUACGGAAUUACCAGCGCAUAGAACAGAACCUCUCCUCUACUGCCAGCCCCGUGUCAAACCCCCACGGAUCACCAAGAGCUGGAGUUGUGAGACGCUCAAAUACUAGCCCAAUGGGCUUCAUGAAGAUGGGCUCCUGUUCUCCAGUACCAGCUGACACUGCACAGGGUAUUGGGCGCAGGUUAUCCACAGGAUCUUCUAGACCGUAUUCUCCUUCACCACUAGUUGGAACCAUACCUGAGCAGCUUGGACACUGUUGUUGCGGACAACUUCAAGGACAUGAAUCAAGGAGUAGAAACUUCUCAGGUUCUCCAAUACCGCCGUCUCAGUCUCCACAGUCACUUUUGAUGGGAGCGAGGUUGCAGAGUGCUCCUACUCUCACAGAUAUUUACCAAAACAAGCAGAAGCUCAGAAAGCAGCAUUCAGACCCAGUAUGCCCAUCUUAUGCUGGGUAUGGAUAUAGUCAUUCUCCACAACCAAGUAGGCCAGGUAGCCUGGGAACAUCACCCACCAAACAUAUGGGAUCAUCUCCAAGGAGUUCAGACUGGCUGUUCAAAACUCCGUUACCAACAAUCAUUGGCUCUCCUACUAAGGCAACAGCUCCUUUCAAAAUACCUAAAACUCAAGCAUCCUCAAACUUGCUGGCCCUGGCUAAUCGCCAGGGCUCGGUAGAUACCCCGUUGCAACCUAAAGACAUCACUGACCCACGGGAUUUCACGCACUUCCACUCCACCCAAGGAGGUGAAAAGCAGGCAGGAGAACAGCACAGUAAAACUACAUUCGGCAGGUCUGUUAGUACUGGGAAGCUAUCGGAUCAACAGGUAAAGACUGCCCUUGGUGGCCAGUUGUAUCAAGGCAGUACAGACAGCCUCAAUACAGAGCGACCAAUGGAUACAGCUCCAGCAGGGGCCUAUGGAAUUGCAAUGGCACCUCCUUCCAUGGGAAGCGGGGCAAGUUCUCGGGCUGUCAUGUUUACUGUUGGGUCCCCUCCAAGCAGUGCCACCCCUCCUACCUGCACCCAUAUGGUCCUUAGAACAAGAACCACCUCAGUUGGAUCAAACAGUUCUGGAGGGUCUCUCUGCUCCACUAGUGGCCGUGUAUAUAUGGGCUCUCCUCCUGGUAUUUAUAUGGGUUCUUCUCCUCCGGGAGCCGAGGCAGCUCCAAGUCUGAAGUACAUGCCUUAUGGUACUUCGCCUCCCAGCUUAGAGGGCUUUAUCACUUUUGAAGCUCCUGAAUUGCCUGAGGAAACUUUAAUGGAGAGAGAACAUACAGAUACACUGCGUCAUCUAAACAUGAUGCUGACAUUUACAGAAUGUGUUCUGGAUCUGACAGCAGUACGAGGAGGAAACCCAGACCUGUGUACUUCUGCAGUAUCGCUGUACCAAAUCCAAGAGAGCGUAGUUGUUGAUCAGAUCAGCCAGCUAAGCAAAGAAUGGGGACAAGUAGAGCAGCUGGUGUUGUAUAUGAAAGCCGCCCAGUUACUAGCAUCUUCUCUGCAUCUUGCCAAAGCACAGGUCAAAUCGGGGAAAUUGAACCCAUCCACUGCUGUUAAGCAAGUUGUGAAAAGCCUCAAUGAGAGAUACAAAUUCUGUAUCGGCAUGUGCAAGAAAUUGACAGAAAAGUUGAAUCGUUUCUUUUCAGACAAGCAAAGGUUCAUUGAUGAAAUCAACAGUGUAACCGCAGAGAAACUCAUCUACAGUUGUGCUGUAGAAAUGGUUCAGUCAGCAGCUCUGGAUGAGAUGUUCCAGCAAACUGAAGAUAUUACAUAUCGAUACCACAAAGCAGCCUUGCUGCUGGAAGGACUGACUAAAAUACUGCAAGACCCUGCAGAUAUAGAAAAUGUACACAAGUAUAAAUCUAGCAUUGAGCGAAGGCUUUCCGCACUUUGCUAUAGCACAGUGGCUGUAUAUGAGCAGUAGGAAUAUCCCGAGGACCAGAUGGUGUGAACAUAAGGGACCACAUCAGUGAUACUGCACUUUUUUCACUACAGCUUGUUGUCCUUGUUCUGCCCCACAUGGAAGACGAUUCUUACAUUUCUGUGGUGACUACCAAAGAAACAGCAGCAUAUUCAAAGAGGAGAAAUUCCAAAAGUACACUUGCCUUACUGAUCCAGCAGCUCCUUUUUCUUCCUAGCAACAGAAUUUAAAAGAAUCUCUCUUCACAUUUCAAACUGAUCCUUGUUGUGUGCUUUGAACUUGAAUGAUCAGGGUUAGGGUUUUUUUUUUCCUCAUGAGGUUUAUGGAGAGUGGAUCCUUCUGCAUCAGGUACAAAAAGACAUUUCCCUCAGAAGACUCCCUCAAAAGUUUGUGAAAAAUAUUUUUAAGUUGUCAGUAAAAUGUGGUGGAGUGAAUUUGGGAAGCCCUAACCAUGUGCAAGUGCUGUUCAAAGCUUUCGGGGCAAAGCUGGCUUGUAUCGGAGCUCACGUGUUGUAAACGUGGCUCAGCUUGUCACACGAAGGGAUGGUGAGCACGCGCUCUUUGACACGGGGGAAAGGAUGGUAAUGGAAGACAUUGCGCUCCAUCUGUGCAAAUUCCCCAGUAGGUU
Molecule: messenger RNA, 3766 nt
Organism: Phaethon lepturus (White-tailed tropicbird)
Lineage: Eukaryota; Metazoa; Chordata; Aves; Phaethontiformes; Phaethontidae
Gene: ULK2
Product: unc-51 like autophagy activating kinase 2
Exons: 27
Coding region: 139-3141 (1000 amino acids)
Biological process (GO): autophagy; positive regulation of autophagy; axon extension
Cellular component (GO): cytoplasm; autophagosome
Molecular function (GO): protein serine/threonine kinase activity; ATP binding
Source: RefSeq, a predicted model, not a curated record